Molecule: messenger RNA, 1482 nt
Organism: Paramormyrops kingsleyae
Lineage: Eukaryota; Metazoa; Chordata; Actinopteri; Osteoglossiformes; Mormyridae
Source: RefSeq, a predicted model, not a curated record
AUGCCUCCCCCAGCCUCAGCCAGAGGGACCGUGCCUCCCCCAGCUUCCACCAGAGGGACCGUGCCUCCCCCAGCUUCCACCAGAGGGACCGUUUUCAGCCAGAGGGACCGUGCCUCCCCCAGUCUCAGCCAGAGGGACCGCGCCUCCACCAGCUUCCGCCAGAGGGACCGCGCCCCCCCCAGUUUCAGCCAGAGGGACCGUGCCUCCCCCAGUCUCAGCCAGAGGGACCGUGCCUCCCCCAGCUUCCGCCAGAGGGACCGUGCCUCCCCCAGCUUCCGCCAGACGGACCGGGCCUCCACCAGCUUCCGCCAGAGGGACCACGCCCCCCCCACUUUCAGCCAGAGGGACCGUGCCUCCCCCAGUCUCAGCCAGAGGGACAGUGCAUCCCCCAGCUUCCACCAGAGGGACCGCGCCUCCCCCAGCUUCCGCCAGAGGGACUGCGCCUCCCCCAGCCUCAGCCAGAAGGACCGUGCCUCCACUAGCUUCCACCAGAAGGGCCGCGCCUCCCCCAGCCUCAGCCAGAAGGACCGUGCCUCCACCAGCUUCCGCCAGAGGGACCGUACCUCCCCCAGCCUCAGCCAGAAGGACCGUGUCUCCACUAGCUUCCACCAGAGGGAGCGGGCCUCCCCUAGCUUCCGCCAGAGAGACCGCGCCUCCCCCAGCCUCAGCCAGAGGGAAACUGUUUCCUCUGAGCCACAUGAACUGUUAGGGAGACCACAAACCAGUCUUCAUACUUGUGAGUAUUUUAUUGUAUUCAUAGUCAUCACAGGAUGUUGAAUGAUUCCAUUAUUGUAAGAUCCGAUGUUUAAUUACUUUUCCACACAACCUUUUUUCUUCCUAGCACUCCUGAGAAAUAUUCUCACAAAUCAAGAAAUGAUGAUGGACCAAAUGAAAAUUAUUUUCGCAACUGUCCAGGGAUUAAAAUCUGUAGUUGAAGAAGACAUGGGUGUUGAACCAAAUCUGCUGCCAUUAGCUGAUCGCCAGUCAGUAGAAAAUUUAGAAGAGAGGCUCAGAAAUAGUCCUGACCUCAAAAACCAACUGAUAAACGCACUCGCUCUUAAAGGUGGGGCCAACGUAAAGGAGUGUGUGAAAAGAGUCAUGAGUGCAACCUUAACUCACAGUCUUGCAAAUAAUGUCAACAUGAAGGGCAUAAUGGGAAGAUUGGCUUCCAGCACCUUCAAAUUAAAGAUGUUGUGAUUGCGGCUGUGCGACGUAAUCGUCUCACUUCCAAUGCCACAGACCAAGAAGUUGAGAUGAAGAUAACCAAAUGGCUGUACCUGAUGCACCUGAUAGGAAUGGCGGGCGAAGUAAAAGAAUGAAAAAGGAUCUGUGAAAGUGAAACUGUGCUCCAGUGUGUUUUUCCAAUGUUAAAUUUGACUUAAUUGUUUUUUUUUUCUUUUCAAAUUUCAGUGUUUGAACUGUGUUUGCAUUGUUAAUGUUUCAGUUUACAGUUAAAUGUUUUUUGAAUUUGAUGUUGAUUGA